This is a messenger RNA of Saccostrea echinata, 7591 nucleotides long. Its product is annotated as sodium- and chloride-dependent glycine transporter 2-like. Gene Ontology annotation, biological process: sodium ion transmembrane transport. Gene Ontology annotation, cellular component: membrane. The transcript is spliced from 15 exons. The record is from RefSeq and is a predicted model, not a curated record. Bases 70 to 1965 code for a protein of 631 amino acids. NCBI's taxonomy places the organism in Eukaryota, Metazoa, Mollusca, Bivalvia, Ostreida, Ostreidae.
UAAAAUUAGCCUGGCACGUUUGCAUCAUCUAACGGGAAACGGCGAAACUGUCAAGAAUUCUAGCCCAGAAUGUCAAACGGCAAGUUAGACAAAUCCAGCGUCAUGACCAACGGGUCAGACUCUAGCGGUGAGGAGGAAAAUGCUGAAAGGGGGAACUGGUCAAAUAAACUGGACUUUGUCCUAUCCUGCCUCUCGUAUGCCGUUGGAUUGGGAAAUGUAUGGAGAUUUCCUUAUGUUUGCUACCGCAAUGGUGCAGGGGCUUUCUUGAUACCUUUCCUGAUCAUGUUGUUCAUUACGGGAAUUCCCCUGGUGUUUAUGGAACUCUCUCUGGGGCAGUACGCCAGCGCCGGUGUGGUGAUGGUAUGGAGGGCCUCUCCCAUAUUCAAAGGAGUUGGCUGGGCUAUGUUUGUGGUAUCAGUGUUCAUCUGUAUUUACUACAACAUGAUCAUCGCCUAUACCCUGUACUAUCUCUUCGCCUCACUGGCUGCCAAUCUACCAUGGGCUGAGUGUGGGGAGUGGGCCACUGAAGCGUGUAGUACAGAGAUGAAGUUUAAGAUGCUGAAGUGUCAGCGUACCAAUGGAACCUGGUGUGAUGACCAGUGUGUAAACUCCACUGCUUUAGACUUCUCCACUAUGAACUGUACCUUCUACAAUGGCACUACAAAACUCAAGUCACCAAGCGACGACUAUUUCCAUAAGAGUGUCCUUGACAUCACGGAAGGUAUCCACACCCUGGGGGGUGUGAGGUGGGAGCUUGCUGGCUGUCUCUUACUGGCUUGGGUGUUGGUCUGUAUUUGUCUGGCCAAGGGCAUCAAAACUUCAGGAAAAGCUGUUUACUUCACUGCCUUCUUCCCAUAUGUCGUUUUGUUGAUCUUGUUAAUAAGAGGCCUGACUCUGCCUGGAUCUCUCAAAGGAAUUGUGUACUACGUCACACCACAGUGGGACAAACUAGCCAGGGCACAGGUUUGGGGGGAUGCUGCCGUACAGAUUUUCUUCUCUCUGUCUCCCUGCUGGGGAGGGCUUAUUACCCUGGCUAGUUACAACAAGUUCCAUAACAAUUCUAAAAUGGAUGCCAUUAUUGUGUCUGUACUUGACUCUGUUACCAGUGUCUUUGCUGGCUUGGUGAUUUUCAGCAUCAUUGGUUACAUGGCUGAGGUGUUGGAGCAGCCCAUUGAUAAAGUGGCUACUGAAGGUGCAGGAUUGGCCUUUGUAGCAUACCCUGAUGUAGUGACAAAACUCCCCCUUUCACAAUUGUGGUCUGUGCUUUUCUUUGCUAUGCUAAUCACUCUUGGACUUGGAACUCAGAUUUCCACAGUAACCACAGUGCAUACCACAUUGCUGGAUCAGUUUCCUAACCUUCGUAAAGGUCACAGGAAGACUAUCCUAUUGAUCAUCAUUGCUAUCUUUUGUUUCCUGAUUGGACUCAUCUUCUGUUCUCAGGGUGGAAUGUACAUGCUACAGCUGUUUGAUAAUUAUGCUGCCACCUACUCCCUGUUGUUUAUUGGUAUGGUGGAGUGUAUAGGUAUAUCUUGGGUGUAUGGUGCUGAUAGAUUUUUGACAGACAUUGAGUUGAUGUUAGGGACUCGUCCUAGCAAUAUAUGGAAAUACAGCUGGAAAUUUGUGGCUCCUUUGGCUCUGUUGGGCAUCCUGCUUUUUACAGCGAUUGAUUUUAGCCCCACAGAAUAUAACAAAGAGAAGUUCCCAGGGUGGGCAGAUGGUGUGGGCUGUCUCAUCUCUAUAGCGUCCAUCAUGAUGAUACCCAUUGUGGCAAUAUACAUGCUCUUGAGACGUAGGAGUCAAUUCUCAGGGUCCUUUAUUGAACUAAUCAAGCACCUGUCAAAACCAACAGAAAAAUGGGGUCCUUACAAGAAAGAUCAUCGAGCACAGAGACAGAGAAUGGAUGAUACCUAUAACUACGAGUCACAGAUUCCCCUUAAAGAUCACACCGACAGCCAUAAAGUUUAAUACCUACCAAAACUAGAAAAGGAAAUAAUUUUCUGAGCAAGAAUCCAAAAUAAGGACUUAGGAGAUUAUUUAAGGUGCAGGCAAUCACAAAACAAAUACUAUUGUGAUUUUUUUAGCUCACCUGAGCUGAAAGCUCAAGUGAGCUUUUCUGAUCACAUUUUGUCCGUAGUCCGUCUGUCCGUCCGUCUGUAAACUUUUCACAUUUUCGACUUUUUCUCCAGAACCACUGGGCCAAUUUCAACCAAACUUGCCACAAAGCAUCCUUGGGUGAAGGGGGUUCAAGUUGGUUCAAAUGAAGGGCCAUGCCCUCUUCCAAGGGGAGAUAAUUAAGAAUAAGUGAAAAUUUGGUGUCUUCUUUUAAAAAUCUUCUUCUCAAGAACCACAGGGCCAGAAAAGUUGAAACUUAUGGGAAACCUUCGUUACAUAGUGUAGAUUCAAGUUUGUUCAAAUCAUGACCCCCGGGGGUAGGGUGGGGCCACAAUGGGGGAUCAAAGUUUUACAUAGGAAUACAUAGGAAAAUUCUUUAAAAAUCUUCUUCUCAAGAACAACAAAGCCACAGUUAGUCAUAUUGAUAUGAAAUCAUCCUCAGGUAGUGUAGAUUCAAGUUUGUCCAAAUCAUGACCCCUGGGGGUAGGGUGGGGCCACAAUGGGGGAUCAAAGUUUUACAUAGGAAUAUAUAGGAAAAUUCUUUAAAAAUCUUCUUCUCAAGAACAACAAAGCCACAAUUAGUCAUAUUGAUAUGAAAUCAUCCUCAGGUAGUGUAGAUUCAAGUUUGUCCAAAUCAUGACCCCUGGGGGUAGGGUGGGGCCACAAUGGGGGAUCAAAGUUUUACAUAGGAAUAUAUAGGAAAAUUCUUUAAAAAUCUUCUUCUCAAGAACAACAAAGCCACAAUUAGUCAUAUUGAUAUGAAAUCAUCCUCAGAGUAGUGUAGAUUAAGUUUGUUCAAAUCAUGACCCCCGGGGGUAGGGUGGGUCCACAAUAGGAGAUCAAAGUUUUACAUAGGAAUAUAUAGGAAAAUUCUUUAAAAAUCUUCUUCUCAAGAACAACAAAGCCACAGUUAGUCAUAUUGAUAUGAAAUCAUCCUCAGGUAGUGUAGAUUUAAAUUUGUUCAAAUCAUGACCCCCGGGGGUAGGGUGGGUCCACAAUGGGGGAUCAAAGUUUUACAUAGGAAUAUAUAGGAAAAUUCUUUAAAAAUCUUCUUCUCAAGAACAACAAAGCCACAAUUAGUCAUUUUGAUAUGAAAUCAUCCUCAGGUAAUGUAGAUUCAAGUUUGUUCAAAUCAUGACCCCCGGGGGUAGGGUGGGGCCACAAUGGGGGAUCAAAGUUUUACAUAGGAAUAUAUAGGAAAAUUCUUUAAAAAUCUUCUUCUCAAGAACAACAAAGCCACAAUUAGUCAUAUUGAUAUGGAAUCAUCCUUAGAUAGUGUAGACUCAAAUUUGUCGAAAUCAAGACCCCCAGGGGUAGGGUGGGGCCACAAUGGGGGAUCAAAGUUUUACAUAGGAAUAAAUAGGAAAAAUCUUUUCAAGAACAGGAAAGCCGUGAUUAGUCAUUUUGAUAUUGAAGCAUCCCCAAGUAUUGUAGAUUCAAGUUUGUUCAAGGCAUCCUCCAGUAGUAGGGUGGGGCCAUAAUCGGGGAUCAAAGUUUAACAAAAGAAUAUAUUAUAAGAAAUAUCUUAAAAAGUCUUCUUCUCAAGAACAACAAAGCCAUAAUUAGUCAUAUUGAUAUGGAAGCAUCCUUAGGUAGUGUAGAUUCAAGUUUGUUCAAAUCUUGAACCCCCCUCCCUUCCUCCCCCCCAGGGUAGGAUGGCAGACAUCUUUAAAAUUCCGUUUCAAGAAUAGCAAAACCAUGAUUAGUUAUAUGAAUAUAGAAGCAUCCUCAGAAAGUUUAGAUUCAAUUUCAGUCAAAACAUGGCAACUGGGGAUAGGUUAUGCCUAGAACAGUUGAUCAAAGCUUUACGUAUGAAUAUAUAGAAGAAGAAAUCUGCUGACAAAGAACAGCAGGGCCAUAUUGACUCAGGUGAGCGUUGUGGCCCAUGGGCCUCUUGUUUAAAUUUCACCUUGUACGUUCAGGAUGUGAAUCUCCGUUACCAUUCAAGUGACAAAUCAAAUAUAAUAUUCUUGAUUACAGUCUUCCUAGGUCAAUAUGACAUUUCCUUGAGAAAUCAUACGAAGAAGAAAUUGGAAAUAAUUGUUGCAAUACACAUCAGCAUUAUCUAGUAGACAAAGCCAAAUUUUUGAUGAACGUGUGCUUUGAGUUUAAAAUUCCUGGCAUUUUUUUCUCUUUGUAACAUAGUCACAAAUGAUUCAAUAUGCACAAAUAUAUUAAAGUCUCUUAAAUUUUUCAUAUUAAGUAAUUUUCUACAGAAUAUCAAUUGCUCCUUGAAUUCACCACAGAAGCCUGAGUAUUAGCACUUUGAUGUAUAUAUCUGUUGUACAUAUAUUUAUAUGUAACUUUCUGUCUCUUGUACAAGAUUGACACACUGUAAUUACCUUGCAGUUCCUGUGUGUAGAAUGGUAUUUAUCAGUGUACAACUCUACCUUUUCCAGCCUAUGUAUGAAAUGGAGAGUUAACUAAGAAAGGUGUUUUUGAUAGUAUAUGACGGUAGUUUGAUAAUGUACAUGUACACCUGUACCUUAUGUUGGUGUAUAUAUUUAGAAUGAUUAUCAAGUUUCAACAGAGAAAUAAUAUUUUAUUUAGCAAAAUCAUCAAAACACUGACAUACAGUGUGUGAUCUGAGAACUUUGUGCUUCCUUGAUUAAUAGGUGCUGAAAAAAAAUUAUGUUGGUUUUUUGUCUAACUUUUCUGGACGCCAUAAUAAAGCUUAAAAUUGACUUGUGACACAAUAACACUGAAUAGAAGUCAGCAGGUCAUCUGUGAUAAGUGAAAACCUCAAUCCUCAUGUAUCAAGAAUUUAAUAAUUAUUGUGCAUUCCCCAUCUGUACUGAAAUCAUUGGUUUUACUUUUGUGUGUACCUGUAGGAUUGUGACCUUCUCCUCAGCUUUAUAUGCAGCAACUAUAAAAAAAAAAAACAAUGCUUCUGUGUUGAAAAAAAAAAACAGACUAAAAUUUAAUUUUUUUUUUUUUAAUUUCACAAAACUGUACAAAAAGAAAAAGUGCAUUAGUUAUCCAUAGUAUUUAUAUUACACUUGUGCCUUUAACACCUGCCAUUGAUAAUCCAGCAUCAUUUGAGGCCAGAAGUGCUUUUUUUUUUACACUAGUACUGUGUUAUUUAAACCUUGUAAUAUGCAUGCCAUUUCACUGCUUUUAAUGUCUAGAUCACUUUGUUCACACAAUAGUGUACACAUAUUGUUAUUACAUCAUCUGGCCCUGUCCUCAUACUCAUAGUUCAGAAUUCCACUACACAUUUGAAUUGUUGUAUUAGUGCUUAAACUUUUGUACUUGCAUUUGUAAUCAAAAUCAGUAUCAACUGUACUUUUCAUAUCAGUGAUAUUUUAAAAUAAAUAAAAAUGCUAAUUCAGUAAGCAUAAUUUACAAUCAUGUGUAAAAUAUGUGUAAAAUAUAUAUAGUAGCCUUCAAUACUGCAAUAUGCAAUGAAUUUUAAAACUACAUGUAAUUAACAAGUGUGUAUAGUUACCAGGUAAAUUUCUUCAGCCUAAAAUACAAUAAUUGUAUUUGUAAUGCUUGUCUAGGCUUCGACAACAUUUGUUAGGGAUGUGUAUUAAUGGUAUUUUAUGGACUAUACAUGUAUAUACAUGUAGAAAUCAGAGAUUUUACUUGAUAAAUCACUCUGUGUCUACUAUAUUUCAAGUAAUCAGCAGUAACGGGGCAGAUCAUAAAUCACCACCAGCCUCCUGCCGAUUUAUUUAUUUUGUUUUACUUAAUAUUAGAUUUGAUUUCCUUUGAAUCUCCCAUUGAACUGUGUUUUAAUGAAAAUUAGUGAAUCUCAGCACUAUGUUUCAAACCUUUGUAUAUAUACAUACAAUUAUAUAUGUAACAUUGUAUUUACAUUUUGAUUUUGGUUAACUUUCCCACAGUAGUAGAUUAAUGUGUAAGCUCUAUCAUCUCAGGUUUCCAUUUGUUAUGAUUUUUUUUUAUUCUUUUUUAAUAAAUUGAAUCAUUAAAGUCUUUGCCAAAAAUAAAUUUCAGAAUUUAACUUUUAAAUAUCUUCCUUAAAGACACAUGAGAAAUAAACACUACUCAUGUUUACCGUACAUGUUUCUGUGUUGUGAUUACAUAAUAUUGUUUCAUCCUAGGACAGCAUAUCAGGGAUUGAAUAAUAAAAAUAUCAGCAUUUUCACAUAUAUAUAUAUAUAUAUAUACUUGUACAUGUAAAUACAGCCUUAUGUGUGCUUAAAGUGUGUUUAAUUUUAUCCUUUAGAAAUGAGUCAGUAGACUAUGUUUUUGAUACCCCAUGAUGAAAAUUAAUGUCUUAAGGAAGCUCUAAACACUGCACACGAAAGAGUUCAAUUUGUAGGGUAGUUUUAUUGAGUUAGAGUGAUCUGCCCUUAGAAGAAAACUAGAAUAAAUGGGAAUCUACAGUUAAUGACACAAUUUCUUAUGAAUUAAAGUAUUCUAAAUGUUAUGUUAGACCAAUAUUAAGUAAUUAAAUACAUUAUUUCUAUUAAUUGUCCCGAUGGAAGUAAACAACAGUGAUUUCUGUUCACAAAUAGUUCAUUGUCUUUGAACAUUUUUUCUGCAAAAGUAAGGCAGGUACCCUUUGUUGAAAAUGAACUAGAUACACUGAAUAUGUGCACCUUUAUAUGAUAUAUUUUUUUCAAAGUCCAAAAAGCAUUUUUCAUUAGUGUUUAGAGCUUCCUUAAAGAUAAUGAUUUUAAAACUGGAUUGUGGGAUAUGCUUACCCAUAUACAUGUAAAGAAUUUUGUUUUCCUUUUUAUUUCCUCUUGUCUGUUGAUAUGACUUGUAUCUGAAAUUCUUUUACUCAAAGAUUGAAAUUGUGCAUGUAUAUAUACUUCGUAUGCUUUUGUUUUGUUGUAUUCUUUUUCUAAAACAGGGAAAUGACAUUACUAAUAUAUAUAUUUAUUUUAAUGAAGUGUAAGUUGUAGUGAGACAUGAACUUCAGCAAGAACUUAAUGGUGCUUUUAAAUUUUACAGAACAAUAAGAUUUUUAUGUCCUGACAUAUGCAGUACACUAUGAAAUCUGUUUAUUUGGUAUGUGUAUCAAAAUUAUCAGCUUGUUUGGGAAUUAAUCGAAAGAAUUUCAUAUUUAUUAUAAUGCAUAAUAUCAUGUGGAUUUUUUCUCUAGAAUGUUAUUUUUAUAAUUUUAUUUUACAUCUGUCCAAAUUUUGAUAUUUAAUUAAAUUGUUACAACUCUAGUAGUUCCUACUGAAUUUCAGUGGUUUUAAUGGAGUGAUGUCCUAUUCAGGUCUCUAUACAUAAUAAUUAAGCACACUGAAAUAGAACCUAGGAUAGGUGCCAUUUUCUAAAAUAUAACAUGAUUGUAAUUUCUAGAAAUAUUUGCCAUAGCUUUGCAUCACCUAAUAUAUACCCAACAGUUGUAUAACUUUCACAAUGACUGUGUCUGCAGACAGUUGAAAUGGAGCAGUGUUUUAUGUUCAUCAAGUCUUGUUAAACUGUUUUAACUGCUGUCUAUUAAAAGUCAAGAUUUUAUAAGGACAUUUUGCCAUUAAACUGCAUAUUUAUCCAA